UUUGCCAGUCUCUGCUGUUCCGGCCAAGUCAAUAUUGACUGACUGCGGAGGGACGAGGGCUCCCGCGACGCUCCGCUAUCCUCCUCCGGUCCUCCUCCGGUCCUCCUCCGGUCCUCCUCCGAAAGGCUGUUCCUCUCCGGGACCCCGAGCAGACGGACUGUCCGUGUUGACAACGAUCAGGAAGCUGUGUCCGCCGCGGUUUGACAAAGGAACAUGGCGUCCCAGGCUGAUCUGAUGGAGCUGGACAUGGCCAUGGAGCCGGACCGCAAGGUGGCCGUCAGCCACUGGCAGCAGCAGUCCUACCUGGACUCGGGCAUCCACUCCGGAGCCACCACCACGGCGCCCUCCCUCAGCGGGAAGGGCAACCCGGAGGAGGACGACGUGGACAACCAGGUCCUGUACGAGUGGGAGCAGGGCUUCAACCAGAGCUUCGCCCCGGAGCAGGUCCAAGACAUCGACGGCCAGUACGCCAUGACCCGCGCCCAGCGGGUGCGCGCGGCGAUGUUCCCCGAGACGCUAGAGGAGGGCAUGCAGAUCCCCUCCUCCCAGUACGACGCAGCCAACCCCACCAACGUGCAGCGGCUGGCGGAGCCCUCGCAAAUGCUCAAACACGCCGUGGUGAACCUCAUCAACUACCAGGACGACGCGGAGCUGGCGACCCGAGCGAUACCCGAGCUCACCAAGCUGCUCAACGACGAGGACCAGGUCGUGGUGAACAAAGCGGCCGUGAUGGUCCACCAGCUCUCAAAGAAAGAAGCCUCUCGCCACGCCAUCAUGCGCUCGCCCCAGAUGGUGUCGGCCGUCGUGCGGACCAUGCAGAACACCAACGACGUGGAGACGGCGCGCUGCGCCGCGGGGACGCUCCACAACCUGUCCCACCACAGGGAGGGGCUGCUGGCCAUCUUCAAGUCCGGAGGGAUCCCGGCGCUCGUCAAGAUGCUGGGGUCGCCGGUGGACUCGGUCCUGUUCUACGCCAUCACCACGCUGCACAACCUCCUCCUGCACCAGGAAGGAGCCAAGAUGGCCGUCCGCUUAGCCGGAGGUCUCCAGAAGAUGGUGGCGCUGCUCAACAAGACCAACGUCAAGUUCUUGGCCAUCACCACCGACUGUCUCCAGAUCCUGGCCUACGGGAACCAGGAGAGCAAGUUGAUCAUCCUGGCCAGCGGCGGCCCUCAGGCGCUGGUGAACAUCAUGAGGACGUACACCUACGAGAAGCUGCUGUGGACGACGAGCCGCGUCCUCAAGGUCCUGUCGGUCUGCUCCAGCAACAAGCCGGCCAUCGUGGAAGCCGGAGGCAUGCAGGCGCUGGGGCUGCACCUCACGGACCCGAGCCAGAGGCUGGUCCAGAACUGCCUCUGGACCCUCAGGAACCUCUCAGACGCUGCCACCAAGCAGGAGGGGAUGGAGGGUCUCCUCGGGACGCUGGUCCAGCUGCUCGGCAGCGACGACAUCAACGUGGUGACGUGCGCCGCCGGCAUCCUGUCCAACCUCACCUGCAACAACUACAAGAACAAGAUGAUGGUGUGCCAGGUGGGCGGCAUCGAGGCGCUGGUGCGCACCGUGCUCCGGGCCGGCGACCGGGAGGACAUCACGGAACCGGCCAUCUGCGCCCUGCGCCACCUCACGUCUCGCCACCAGGACGCGGAGAUGGCGCAGAACGCCGUCCGGCUGCACUACGGCCUGCCGGUGGUCGUCAAGCUGCUGCACCCGCCGUCGCACUGGCCGCUCAUCAAGGCGACGGUCGGGCUGAUCCGUAACCUGGCUCUGUGCCCGGCUAACCACGCCCCCCUGAGGGAGCAGGGCGCCAUCCCCCGCCUGGUGCAGCUGCUGGUCCGAGCGCACCAAGACGCACAGAGACGCACCAGCAUGGGAGGCACGCAGCAGCAGUUUGUGGAGGGCGUCCGCAUGGAGGAGAUCGUGGAGGGCUGCACGGGAGCGCUUCACAUCCUGGCCAGAGAUGUUCACAACAGAAUAGUCAUCCGGGGACUCAACACCAUCCCACUCUUCGUCCAGCUGCUGUAUUCUCCGAUCGAGAACAUCCAGCGUGUGGCGGCCGGCGUCCUGUGUGAGCUGGCUCAGGACAAAGAGGCGGCCGAGGCCAUCGAGGCCGAGGGCGCCACGGCGCCGCUCACCGAGCUGCUGCACAGCCGCAACGAGGGAGUCGCCACCUAUGCUGCUGCGGUUCUGUUCCGCAUGUCUGAGGACAAACCUCAAGACUACAAGAAGCGUCUCUCAGUGGAGCUCACCAGCUCUCUGUUCAGGACCGAACCCAUGGCCUGGAACGAGACUGGAGACCUGGGUUUGGACAUUGGAGCACAGGGAGAGCCUCUGGGCUACAGACAGGAAGACCCCAGCUACCGUUCCUUCCACUCGGGGGGCUACGGAGGCGACUCGAUGGGCAUGGAGCCCAUGAUGGACCAUGACCUGGGCGGGGUCCACCACCCGGGCCAGGACUACCCCCCCGUAGACGGGCUGCCUGACCUGGGCCACGCCCAGGAGCUGAUCGAGGGUCUCCCACCGGGCGACGCCAACCAAUUGGCCUGGUUCGAUACCGACCUGUAAAGACGACACCACCUUUCUACGAGCUGUAUCAUGUGAUCCGGAUGAACCUGCAUCAUGAUUCGCCCAUAUGGAGGAGGCGGGGUUUCAGAAAGUGCCUGAAGACUCCUCAACAAGCAGUUCCCUGCCUAUGGGAACUCCAUUGGGACAAACUAGAUUGAAGUUCGGUUCGGCUCAGCCGGACGGCGCCGACUUCAAAUCCCGACAUGACUCACGGAUCUCAAUAAUUGAUUUUUGAAAAAAAAUGCUUUAUGUACUUUUUCAUUUUUACUUGAUUUUGAUGUUUUACUUUUAUUUUCCCCUCAAGUCUAAAAUACAAACUGGUUCCAGCUUGUUUUCAUUCUCCUGAGUUAUUCUCUUGUUUUCAGUCUCUGGUAGUCGAGUUUCCUUUUCUUCCGUGUUAUUGCUUCAUCAAAGUAAAUCUGAUCACAUUUUAAAUGGUGUCCAACACUAAAGUUCAUCAGCUGAAUCCAGAUGAAGUGAAACGUUGUGUAGCUUUUGUAUAAAAAACUAAAACAUGAA
This is a messenger RNA of Pseudoliparis swirei, 3081 nucleotides long. It is a transcript of the gene ctnnb1, whose product is annotated as catenin (cadherin-associated protein), beta 1. Gene Ontology annotation, biological process: cell adhesion; positive regulation of transcription by RNA polymerase II. The coding region runs from base 214 to 2562 and encodes 782 amino acids. Gene Ontology annotation, molecular function: cadherin binding; protein phosphatase binding; alpha-catenin binding. NCBI's taxonomy places the organism in Eukaryota, Metazoa, Chordata, Actinopteri, Perciformes, Liparidae. The transcript is spliced from 17 exons. Gene Ontology annotation, cellular component: catenin complex; adherens junction. The record is from RefSeq and is a predicted model, not a curated record.